This is a messenger RNA of Drosophila willistoni, 1373 nucleotides long. RefSeq lists its product as uncharacterized. The record is from RefSeq and is a predicted model, not a curated record. Bases 47 to 1306 code for a protein of 419 amino acids. Lineage: Eukaryota; Metazoa; Arthropoda; Insecta; Diptera; Drosophilidae. The transcript has 3 exons.
UUUUAAAAGAGUGCAAACGCAUAUAUUUUUAUUCUAUUCAAUUCAAAUGGCUGACAAAUCGACAAGUAUUGCUUUUAUUCACGAAUUAAACGAAGAUUGCCUGCUUUCGAUUCUAGAGUAUCUGACUUUGGAGGAUCAGGUGAAUUUGUGGCAGGCUACAAAAUCUGCUAUUCCUGCAAGUCGUUUAAACUCUCUCAUCACCUACAAUUGGCAAAAACAAACUAAACAUAUUAUAAAAAGAGACAUUUUCCAAGAGCAUUUGGAAUAUUUAGAUGAUUACUUAAAAUGCAUAAACGAAUCUGUUGAAGAACUUGAAUUGUCUUAUCUACCCAUUGAACUUGUUGAAAUAUUUCGUCAACACAAAUUUCCUUAUAUACAAAAAUUAUAUUAUUACGCCGAUGAAGAGGAUAAUGAAAAUGGUGACAAGGAUAUUGCCUUACUUACAGAAAUAUUUCCAUCCUUGAGGUCACUUGUUUUGAGCGGGAUGAGCACAGGCCUUUAUAUUAGUAAAUUUGAAAAUUUAAGUGAAUUGGAUUUGGAAGAAUGCGUAUGCUUGAAACCGGAUAACUUUCUGGAUAUUUCUGAGCAUCUCAAAUUAAGGAAAUUAAGCAUGCAAGUUCUAGCCAGCAAUGGACCCCUUUUCAUAAAGGCUCUGCCCAAUUUGCAGGAUAUCGAAGAACUUACCAUAAGCAUGGAUCUUCUUACCGAAACGGAUACAGUACAAAUUCUACGUUUACCUAAAUUACGUAAAUUGCGUUAUAACAGCGAUAUAGUACGGCAUAUACCAUUUAAUAGCAUUGUCGAAAUCCGGGGAUUGGAUAUAAUUCGUGCUACAUUCCAUGAUUCCAUUUAUAUCUGCAAUCCAGAAAUUUUUCCUAAACUACAGAAUUUACAAGCCCUCAGCAUUAUCGAAGACUAUGGCUGGAAUAGAGAAGAUCUUAUGAAAAUCCUUCAAUGCUUAUCCUCUCUAGAAGCAUUGCACUUGAUUGAGACGGAAAUUCUCCGUAAUGACGAGCAUCUUUGGGAUGUGGUCCGCAUUUGUCCAAAACUUAGAUUAGUAAAUUUAACCAAAAAUUGUUUUUACCAACAAUUUUUUACCUCUGAAAAAGAAAUAAUGGAAAAAACUUUAAAUGGACGCAAGGAGCGAUUGCAAGUGAAUUUAUAUCAAACGGAUUUAGGUUUAAAUACAGAUAUGAUUCUGGAGCAUUUUCGACAUCCCAAAUUGAACGUUACAUAUCAGGAUAUGGAUAUAGAGCAUUUAGCCGAAAGUGAUAUACAAAUCGAGUUUAAGCCUUUGGCAGUAUAAAGUAUUUUGAGGAUCACUAUGUAGGAGAUAAGGCUGCCUAGAAAAGUAAUUUGAAUCCAUUUCAAAA